UGCCAUUGGUCCCAUUCGGAAAGAAGCCGCGGCCGGACGCGGCCGGGCGGACGAUACGAGUUUUGCAGUGUGGCUUUGUGCAGCUGAUGAAUAAGGCUUCCAGAUCGGGACUACACACGCAUAUUUCUUUCCAGCCUCAGCUAAUGAACAGAAUGGAAUCCGCUUUGGUUCCUGAGCAGUUUUAUGGAUCAUCCUAUAUUGCUAGCGUUGAACCACCUCCAGAAGGACAAAGGAGCAGAUUGGAGUCUAAGGGAUGCAUAGAAGUUUUCCUCCGCGUCAGGCCAUUUACAUCAUUGGAAAGAGAAAACGGAUCAAAGGACUGUGUUUCACUUGAAGACUCGACAAAUAUUAUACUUAAGACCCCCCAACACUUUUUGAAUCGCCCAAGUGAGAAAACUGCAGGACCGAUGUUACAGAGAUUCACAUUUUCGCAAGUGUUUGGCCCUGAAACAACUCAAGCAGAAUUCUUUGAAGGUACCAUGAACCAACAAGUACAAGAUUUCCUAGAUGGAUAUAAUCGUGUUGUUUUUACAUAUGGUGUUACGAAUUCUGGAAAAACUUACACUUUUCAAGGAACAGAAGGUAAUGUUGGAAUUCUGCCAAGGACUCUGGCUAUGUUGUUUAAAAGUUUUGAAGGAAGGCUGUACACAGAAAUGAAUCUCAAACCCCAUCGGUGUAGAGAUUAUAUAAAGCUCACUGAAAAACAAGCGAGAGAAGAAACUGCUAUUAAAACUUCAUUACUUCGUCUCAUAAAAGAGGUAGACCACCAGAUUAACACUAGCAACAAAGCACCUAUAGAUUCUCAGGAUUUGGAAGAUAUCUCAAAACACUCAGAGCAAUCUAUCACAGCUGCAACAAAUUACAUCAAGUUUUCUGUUUGGAUUUCAUUUUUUGAGAUUUACAAUGAACGCUUUUAUGAUCUCUUAAUUCCUACAUCAAAUGAGAAGAAAAGAAAAACACUGCGCCUCGCUCAAGACAUCAAGGGAUGUCCUUUUGUAAAAGAUCUGCGGUGGGUUCAGAUUUCAGACUCUAAAGAAGCUUUUCGACUUCUAAAACUGGGGUUGAAACACCAGAGUAUUGCAAGCACGAAAUUAAAUAAUUGCUCCAGCAGAAGUCACAGAAUAUUCACAAUUAAAGUACUAAAAAUUGAAGAUUCAGGAGGAACACCAAGGGUGACCCGAGUCAAUGAAUUGUCGUUGUGUGAUCUUGCUGGUUCUGAAAGAUAUACCAAGACCUGCAAUGAGGGUGACAGAUUGAAAGAGAGUGGAAAUAUAAAUACCUCUCUCCUGACUCUAGGCAAGUGUCUUAAUGCACUCAAGAACAGGCAGCAGUCAAAGUUGCAGCGGCAAAUACCCUUUCGGGAAAGCAAGCUAACGCAUUUCCUUCAAGGCUUUUUCAGUGGAAAAGGGAAGGUCUAUAUGAUAGUGAACAUCAGCAAAUGUUCAUCAUCAUAUGAGGAAACACUCAAUGUGCUAAAGUUCUCGGCCAUGGCACAAAAAGUUUUAGUUAUGGAAACACCUGUUCUUCCUCAAGAUCUGUCAUUUUGCCAGAAAUCAGCAGGAGACUCAUCACUGCUUAAUGUCCGUAGAAUGCAAAUCCCAAGGAAAAGAGAUACUAUCUUGGAAGAUGUGUAUGAAUGUGAUGAAGAGAUGGAGGAACAGUGCAAUAUGUCAAAAGAAGAAGCAGUGCAAGAACAUAACGUUGUUAUGUCAAAAGAAAAAUACAUGGUAUGUGCCAGGGCUGCUACUUUACGAAUUAGUAUAGCAUGGGGCCUUGAAACAAUGUAUUCUUCUGAGAGUGCCUUGCUCAAGAACGAGCACAUCUUGAAGAAAAUUCUGAAGAACAUCUGGAAAUCUUCAAGAAGCAUGCAAGUAGUUCCACUGAAAAUGCAGAUGAAAGAAGUGAAUCACAAGAUGGGCCUUGCAGUGAUCAAGCUGCAUCUCUGGGAGCAGAGCCCUCUGCAGCCCGGGCAGCGAUUGCAGCUCCGUGCCCGGCACCUGCAGCUGCCCCUGGCGGCCCCCGCUGCCCCGAGGGCGGCUGCUCUCACUCACUCUCACUGA
Molecule: messenger RNA, 2060 nt
Organism: Oenanthe melanoleuca
Lineage: Eukaryota; Metazoa; Chordata; Aves; Passeriformes; Muscicapidae
Product: kinesin-like protein KIF20B
Exons: 16
Coding region: 87-2060 (657 amino acids)
Biological process (GO): mitotic spindle assembly; microtubule-based movement
Cellular component (GO): spindle microtubule; nucleus
Molecular function (GO): ATP binding; microtubule binding; plus-end-directed microtubule motor activity
Source: RefSeq, a predicted model, not a curated record